AUGGCCGGUGCGAAAAAAAAUUCGUGCUAUCCGAAUUCGACAUUAGAUUUUGCCGAUCUACUUCCAAUCAGCAAUCGACAAAAAGGAGUAUACCGCAGCGCUAUAUUCCACGAUGUUGAUCUUCUCUUGACCUCAUUCGUUAGUAAAGACGAACAUACAUACAGUUCCUUCAACAAAGUAUGGAAUGAACUUGAAUUUGUAUAUGUACAUUUUGGGUGCCUUUCCCAAGACUUCCACCCAGAUUUUAUGCAUGUAUUUUUUGAUGCUAUCCUUAGUGUAAUUUAUGCACUCUACUUUAUGUACCAUUCUCAGCCUGAAGUGUGGGAGAAAAUCCAUAUACGUGUUACCCCAGAAGAAUGGAAAACGAUGUUUGAUUUUUAUAUAUACUGCUGUCAUGAGAAAAUAUUUCUUGAAUCAGUCUUUGUGUUUAAACGGUUACGGGAAGAAAAGGCUUUUCAUUUUACAAUUACCACCACUAUUAAAGGAUCUAAUUACUUGGAACAAAAAGAGGCGGAAACCCCCAACAAUUUAUUAGACCGCUUACGGAACUUUAAGCAACAGCGGAUAGAAUGUGAUGCAGCAGGUAUCAAUUCUAAUGAACACGCCACAAAGUUUAAGGCUUUAGCGGGAAAAUUCAAGCGUGCCAAAGAAGCCACUCUCAGGACGCCACAAGCAACAAUUGCCAUUAAAGAGCUUCUUGAAAAACGUGCUAAUAUUAAAGAAAGCAAUUCUCGCCUACUCCAGAGUGCACUGACAUCAAGUGCACUGGCAAUUGACGAUAAUGCAUUUCUUGAACAACUUGAUACGCCAACUACCAAGCUGUGGAAAGAAAGAGAAAGUCGGUUACGAGAUUCCUGGAUAUAA
Molecule: messenger RNA, 864 nt
Organism: Phycomyces blakesleeanus NRRL 1555(-)
Lineage: Eukaryota; Fungi; Mucoromycota; Mucoromycetes; Mucorales; Phycomycetaceae
Exons: 6
Coding region: 1-864 (287 amino acids)
Biological process (GO): snRNA transcription by RNA polymerase III; snRNA transcription by RNA polymerase II
Cellular component (GO): snRNA-activating protein complex
Molecular function (GO): sequence-specific DNA binding
Source: RefSeq, a predicted model, not a curated record